GCUGAGAAGAUCUACAACGGCUAGGUAAAUAUCAAACCCACCCAUUCCCCUCGGAGACUGCUAAUAGACGAGCAGGUAGGAUAAAUGCAUACGUCUUUUUCCGAACAAGCCGCCGAGUUCACCUCAUUCCCUCAUCUCCUUCUUCUGUUGAUCGUCACAUCAAUCGUUGCAGUGUCGCGUCUGCCAACCACAUCGAACACUCCCCAAAGCGGCCCAUCUCUUCUCUAUGGCGGCAGGCCGCACACGGGAGUGUGCAAGAUCAAACAAAACCGUCAUGCCAGUGGGCGCCCGAGAGAGCCAGGGGGCCCCGAGGGUCAGAGGGUACCAGAGAAGAUUACACCCACUGGUGGGGUGUUAAAAGAUCACCAGACCUCGAGGCAGCGAGGUAGCAAGACCCACAAAAAGCACGGACGGCAUGACCACUGAAUAAUAGUACGUCUUCAGUACUGCCUUGCGCCAUGGGGAGG
Messenger RNA from Mytilinidion resinicola, 467 nucleotides. RefSeq lists its product as uncharacterized. Lineage: Eukaryota; Fungi; Ascomycota; Dothideomycetes; Mytilinidiales; Mytilinidiaceae. The coding region runs from base 85 to 426 and encodes 113 amino acids. The record is from RefSeq and is a predicted model, not a curated record. The transcript has a single exon.